Zophobas morio is the source of this 1229-nucleotide messenger RNA. Its product is annotated as homeobox protein engrailed-1-B-like. The transcript is spliced from 3 exons. The coding region runs from base 118 to 972 and encodes 284 amino acids. Gene Ontology annotation, molecular function: RNA polymerase II cis-regulatory region sequence-specific DNA binding; DNA-binding transcription factor activity, RNA polymerase II-specific. Gene Ontology annotation, biological process: multicellular organism development; neuron differentiation; regulation of transcription by RNA polymerase II. NCBI's taxonomy places the organism in Eukaryota, Metazoa, Arthropoda, Insecta, Coleoptera, Tenebrionidae. The record is from RefSeq and is a predicted model, not a curated record. Gene Ontology annotation, cellular component: nucleus.
GUACUUUUCGAGGUAAACACUCCGAGUGCAAAGUGAGUGUGUGCAGAGUGCAACUGGAGUGCUGGCGUGUGCAUGGAAAGCUGCCUUCGCACCCCCCGCUACCGCUGCUAACCCAGAAUGGCCUUCGAGGACAGAUCCAGCCCAAGCACGGCGGCGCCCGCCGCCGCGCCCAACUCCCCCGAGUCCUCCAGGACCUCUCCGUACACCUGCACCACCAUCUCGCAGGACUCGCCUAAGGACUUCUUCCGCAUCACGUCGUUCGCGCUGAGCCCGCGAUCAUCGCCGUCGCCGCCGCCCGAGCCGGAACCCGCCAUCCAGACGCUCAAGUACUCCAUCAGGAACAUCCUCAAGCCCGAGUUCGGGAAGAACGCCGUGCAGAAGACGCGCGCGAGUCCCAAGAUCGGCUUCCGGCCCUACGAGGUCAAGGAAGAGACCAAACCCUUUUCGACGGCCCCGCUGGGCAGCCUGUGCCAGGCCGUGUCCCAGAUCGGGAGUCGGCGGAGCCCCGAACCCGCGCCAAGGGUCGCCACCCCGGCGAAAUCGCUGCUGCCCAACCCCGAGGAGGUGAAAAAAGACGAGGGGUCGGUGCCUACGCUAUGGCCCGCUUGGGUGUACUGCACUAGGUACUCGGACCGGCCCAGUUCAGGCCCCCGCUCCCGUCGCAUGAAGAAGCCGACCAAGCCCAGCAGCGAGGACAAGAGGCCGAGGACGGCCUUCUCCAGCGCCCAAUUGGCGCGCCUCAAGCACGAGUUCAACGAAAAUCGCUACCUGACCGAGCGCAGAAGGCAACAGCUCAGCGCCGAACUGGGCCUCAACGAGGCCCAAAUCAAGAUCUGGUUCCAGAACAAGCGCGCGAAGAUCAAAAAAUCCUCGGGUCAGAAAAAUCCGCUGGCGCUGCAGCUGAUGGCCCAGGGCCUGUACAACCACUCGACGGUGGCCUGCGACGAGGAGGACAUGCCUCUGUCCUCGUAAUCCACCCCCGAGUAGCCUCGAAGCCGAUCUCAUUGUAUUUAUUAUGUACAAAUUAUUUAUAUCGUUGUUGUGUAAAUAGCUGCAGAGUACAGGUUGACAAAGGCGGCCCUCAUACGUAGUUAUGUAAUUUAUAAUUGUAUCGCUUGGAUUUUGCGUCGAAGUAACUGUAGUUAUGUAGAUGUAGAUGCUAUGUAUGAUAAAAGCCUUAAAAAUAGACUGAUUAAAUAUCUAGAGUUUAGGAAAUCGUGCAAUGUUCU